GUGGCCUGGCCUUUGGGGAUGGAGUGGGCCCUGCUUAACCCCUCCCCAGCCCAGCUGCCUGGUGGGAGGAGGCUGCCUAGGCUGCAGGAAGAACUGUGUGGAGGUGGCACCCUCUUGCUGGGGCUCCCAGCAUGGCACUAGCAUGGAGGCAAUCCUGGACCCUCCAGGCAAGACCCAGAACAGACAGUAAUUAGGGUACUGGCCAGGCAGAAUGGACACAGAAGAGUUAACUGAGGGUGUGACAGGCGAACCCGCCCUCAGGAAGUGUUACUCACCCUGGGAAUGUGUGCGCCUGUGCCUGGGGGCUGAAUUCUCUUCCUGAGUCCUGGGAGAAGCCUAACAGAAGGAAAAAAGAGGAGCUCCUGACCAUGGGAGACCUGGGAGAGCCAGAAGCAGACCAUUCUAGCGUCCCCAGCCCAAGCGUCACCCAUGGACACCUGGAGAGAGAGAAGCCACUCCAGGACCCACUCUACGACAUACCUGAUGCCAGCGGGGGUCAGGCAGGUGGGCCCCAGCGACCCACACGCACCGUGAGCCUCCGGGAGCGCCUGCUGAUCACGCGACCCGUGUGGCUACAGCUGCGGGCCAACGCAGCUGCAGCUCUGCACGUGCUGAGGACUGAGCCCCCGGGGACAUUCCUGGUGCGGAAAUCUAACACUCGCCAGUGCCAGGCCCUGUGUGUGCGGCUGCCAGAGGCCAGUGGCCCCUCCUUCGUCUCCAGCCACUACAUCCAGGAACAUCCUGGUGGUGUCUCUUUGGAGAGCUCUGAGCUUCUGUUCCCAGACCUAGUUCAGCUCAUCUGUGCCUACUGUCAUAGCCGGGACAUCCUUGUUCUCCCACUCCAACUCCCCAGAGCCAUCCAACAGGCAGUCACCCACAAGGAGCUGGAGGCCAUCUCCCAUCUUGGCAUUGAGUUCUGGAGCUCUUCCCUCAACACCAAGGCUCAGCGGGGUCUGUCCGAAGGCCCACCAGGCCCACUGCCACCCCGGCUGAAGGCCCGCUCCCCCCAUGAGCUGGACCAGGGCACCGGUGCCGUGCUCUGCUUCUUCAACCCCCUCUUCCCAGGGGACCUCGGCCCCACCAAGCGUGAAAAAUUCAAGACGAGCUUCAAAGUGCGCGUGUCCACAGAGACCUCCAGCCCCCUGUCUCCACCUGCUGUGCCACCUCCCCCAGUCCCCAUGCUGCCUGGGGCACCCCCCAGCCACCCCGAGAGGCUCCCCCCUCGUCAGCUGCUGCGGAGGGAGAGCUCAGUAGGGUACCGUGUGCCAGGGGGCACCAGCCCCAGUCUACCACCCCUGCCCUCCCUCCAGGAGGUGGAAUGCGGCUCCCCUAGCAGUUCCGAGGAGGAGGGCCCGCCAGGGUCCCGGGGCAACCCCUCAGUCUCCCCCAGUCUGAGCCGCAGGUGGCACAGGCGGCCACUGCUUAGGUCCAUGAGCGCUGCCUUCUGCUCCCUGCUGGCUCCCGAGCGGCAGGUGACCCGUGCCGCUGCCGCGCUGGUACAGGACAGGCACACAGGCGUGGGCCAGCUGGUGCAGGACCUCCUGACGCAGGUGCGGGCUGGCCACGAGCCCCAGGAGCUGCAAAGCAUCCGCCAGGCACUGAGCCGGGCCCGGGCCAUGCUGAGUGCAGAGCUGGGGCCUGAGAAGCUGUUGCCUGCUGAGAGGUUGGAACACGUCCUGGAGAAGUCAUUGCAUCGCUCCGUACUCAAGCCUCUCCGGCCCAUUCUGGCAGCCCGCCUUCGGCGCCGACUUUCUGCUGAUGGCUCCCUUGGCCGCCUGGCUGAGGGCCUCCGCCUGGCCCGAACCCAGGGCCCUGGAGCCUUCAGCUCUCACCUGAGCCCACCCUCCCUGGUGGAGAUGGAGCAGGUGCGCCAGAAGCUACUGCAGCUGCUCCGUACCUACUCACCCAGCGCCCAGGUUAAGCGACUCCUGCAGGCCUGCAAGCUGCUGUAUACAAGCCUGAAGAGCCAGGCAGGGGAGAGUGCAGGUGCUGAUGAGUUCCUGCCACUGCUGAGCCUCGUCUUGGCCCAAUGUGACCUUCCUGACCUCCUGCUGGAAGCCGAGUAUAUGUCGGAGCUUCUGGAACCUUCUCUGCUCACUGGAGAGGGUGGCUACUACCUGACCAGCCUAUCAGCCAGCUUGGCCCUGCUGAGCAGCCUAAGCCAAUCUCACACCCUCCCCCUGAGCCCUGCACAGGAGCUGCAGCGUUCCCUGAGGCUCUGGGAGCAGCGGUGCCUGCCUGCUACCCACAGCUUCCAGCACCUCCUCAGAGUGGCUUACCAGGACCCCAGCAGUGGGUGUACCUCCAAGACCUUGGCUGUGCCCCCAGGAGUCUCCAUUGCCACCCUGAACCAGCUCUGUGCCACCAAAUUCCGAGUGACUCAACCUGAUGCUUUUGGCCUCUUCCUGUACAAGGAACAGAGCUAUCACCGCCUGCACCCAGGAGCCCUGGCCCACAGGCUUCCCACAGCUGGCUACCUCGUCUACCGCCGGGCAGAGCGGCCUGAGAUCCAGGAGGACACAAGACAGGAGAUGGGUAGUGGGCGGCCAGAGGCCAGCAGCCAGGAAGAGGAGAAAGAUGCCCAGGGACAGGGGAGUGUGGGGGUCAAAGCCAGUCCCAAGGACAGUGGGGGACAGUACAAGGCUGCUGAGGGGGACAGGUGUCAAGCUGAAGAAGGCCACGUGCAUCAAGGGGAGCCAGAAGCUGAGCAAAACCUGGUCACAGAGGAGUAGCUGGAAAGGACCAGAAGGUCAUCUGGGGCAGGAGCCUGCAGAGAAGGCCGGCAGAGCCACCAGCCCCACUCAGCAAGGCCACAGCUUCCUUAGCCACCACCACCCCAGCCCUCUCCUGUGUCUGCUACCACCUCUGAUACUUAACGUCCAUGAGCACAGCUACUAAAGGCUGGGGCCGGGCCACAGCUGAGGCACUAGGGUGAAGUUGAGGGGCUUGGGAGACUUCUAUGUCUUCUGCCUCUUGUUCUUCUGCAGCCUGCAGGGGUGAGUGUGUCCAGCAGAGGAAAAGUCCCACUGAGGCCCAGCCUCUGGCAUGGUGGGGGUGUGUGGGCCCAGCUCCUUUUUCAUCUCCCCCCCUUGAGCACAGGUGGGGUUACAAGGCCUUCAAGGUCCUGAAAGGCUCUAGUCACUGCUGGUGUCUGGAAGACUCAGGGAGGUAGCACAGUGCCAGCAAAGGUCCCCAGAAGGACCAGCUCCUCCCAGGCUCAGCAUCCUCCCAGCAAAGGGGAUACUAGCACUGCGCUGCCCGCCUCCUGGAAGGGCUCAGUGGAUGACCUUGCUGCUGCAAGGGAGAAGGGAGAAGAAGGGAGAAGGGAGGGAGAAGCCGGGUGUUAGCAGCUGUCUGCUCUCUCCCAUGAGCCCUUGCCCUGCCCAGCAGGCUCUUACCUGCGGUUUCUCACUCCAUCUGUCUUACUGGCUGGAGGCCACGUUCUAGGGGCUAAAGCAUUUGUGUUGAAGCCUUCUCCCAGGAUUGGAAGUCCUCCUAGAUACUCAAGGUGGAUAAUGGCCCCCCUCAGGAGCUGAGCAGAAAUGGAGAAAGAGGUUCUGAAACCAUUUUCUCUAACUAAACUUCUAGUACUCAUAAAAGCUUUAUGAGGAUACAAGGCAAGGCUUGUUGGCCCCAUUGAGGUACAAGAGAGCGACUCCCAGGAAGAUACCACCCAGCAAAACAGCCCUCAAGGCCAGGACAGCUCCAAAGGGAACUCAGGAGGCAAAUCUGAACAAAUGAAAAUGCCAACCACUGACCACAAGGGGGCGCGCGCAGGCCAGGAAGCUGCAGGGAGGGGGCUCAGGGCCACAGAGCAUGGGCAUCAAUCAUGGGUCGCAGUCUUCGCUCAUCUGUGGCCUUAAGGCAGCCUGGGAACAGCGAAACCCGGGAUUACUGGCCCUCAGGUCGCUUGGAGUUAGGGGUCUAGGUCAGACCAGUCUCUCAGGGACCUUUCCUCAGGAAAAUUGUCCUGAGAUGGAGGUGGACCCCAGCCAGUCUGCAUGACAUUCUUUUCAUGUGCUAGGUACAAAGAGGCAUCAACACACAUGUGACAUUACAGCCAGGAGGAAGAAAUGGUGGACGGAGGCUUUCACACAACCCAUAGCCCAGCUACAGGGCUCCCAAAUUUCUCACUAGACCCCCGAAUUCCCCCCAACCCUGUACCCCUCUCCCCAUCUCCUUGCUGGUAGGAAGUCUCCCAUUUACUCUUUUGUGUGUCCUCCCAGCGAGUCCCCAUCCCCAGUGCCUUGUUCAGUGUGAGCACACAGUAGGUGCUCAAUAAAACCUGUCCAUGGA
Messenger RNA from Cavia porcellus (domestic guinea pig), 4296 nucleotides. RefSeq names its product Ras and Rab interactor 1 (gene Rin1). The transcript has 10 exons. Gene Ontology annotation, cellular component: endocytic vesicle; cytosol. Gene Ontology annotation, biological process: vesicle-mediated transport; signal transduction. Gene Ontology annotation, molecular function: small GTPase binding; guanyl-nucleotide exchange factor activity. Lineage: Eukaryota; Metazoa; Chordata; Mammalia; Rodentia; Caviidae. Bases 369 to 2732 code for a protein of 787 amino acids. The record is from RefSeq and is a predicted model, not a curated record.